UGUUUAGACGACCGUCGAGACAGGAGUUUCAGUCAGUUUAGUGAUCGCAGUAGAAGAAAAGUAAAGAUGCAGAUAUUAUGCACUAGUCAGGUGCGUUUGGAUGGCAAAAUUGCCAUUAUAACAGGUGCGAACACCGGAAUCGGCAGGGAAACCGCUAGAGAUUUUUACAGAAGAGGCGCGAGAGUGAUCUUGGCCUGUCGAAACGUUGAGAAAGCAAAUGCCGCGAUUGAAGAUAUAAAGCGUAAUCCAUUUCCGAGCGCUCCUAGUAAACUAUUGGAAGGCAAAAAUAAGCUAGGCAAUCUUGCGAUUUAUCAGCUGGAUCUCUCUAGCUUUAAAAGCGUAAGAAAAUGCGCUAAAAUGUUAUUGAGAGAGGAAUCGGCCAUUCAUAUAUUAGUAAAUAAUGCCGGUAUGAUGUUCACUCCGUACGAGAUAACUGAGGAUGGAUUCGAGAUACAGCUGCAAUCGAAUUAUCUUGGACAUUUCCUCUUGACGUUGUUAUUAUUACCGAAAAUGCAAUCGUCCGGUCCUGGCUGCAGAAUAGUCAACGUAUCAUCACUUGCUCACAUAUUUGGCCAAAUACAUUACGAUGAUAUAAAUCUGGAAAAAUCAUAUUCGUACAUUCGUCCUUGGAAGGCAUAUAUGCAAAGCAAACUGGCGAACAUAUUAUUUACGAAGGAACUUGCACAUCGAUUGGAAGAGGCGAAAAUUAGUGGAAUAAACGUAUAUUCUUUACAUCCUGGUGUCAUAAGAACCGAAUUGAGUCGAAACUAUAAUAGGACGAUAAUUCCGGGUGCAACGUUUUUUGUUCAAUAUAUUAUGCGCCCAUUUAUUAAAAAUCCGGAACAAGGAGCUCAAACAACAAUAUACUGUGCGGUUGAUGAAAAGACAGCUAAUGAGACUGGUCUCUAUUACUCAGAAUGCCGUGUUACCAAUCCAAAAUCGAUUGCAAGGAAUGACCAAGAAGCCAAAAAAUUAUGGAAUUACACUUGCCAACUUCUACAAUUAGAAUUAAAUGAAGACUUUUCUGCAUUUUUGGAAACUGUCUCGCUCCAACUUGAUAAAUAAUAUUUCUUUGAAUGGAUUGUCAUGGGUAACACACAUGAUUUUUCUGCCGCAUUAGGCAGAUGUUUACAAUAUGUGACGUAUAAAGAUACAAAGAAUAACGAUAGAAUAUAAAUAAUUUUCACAAAUAUAAAUUAGAUCUAAUAAAGAUGCAUAAAUGUUCCUACUAUAUUUUAACAAAAUAAGAUGUCAAAUUAAUGUAACAUGUUACAUGUGUCUCUUUUUGAGAUACUAUGCGAUUGUCACUGCUAAAAAAGAGAAUAAUAAUAAUAACAAAAAAAAACACUUUAAACAUUAAAUGUCCAAAACAAUUA
Temnothorax curvispinosus is the source of this 1376-nucleotide messenger RNA. RefSeq names its product retinol dehydrogenase 11-like. The transcript is spliced from 6 exons. Bases 67 to 1065 code for a protein of 332 amino acids. Lineage: Eukaryota; Metazoa; Arthropoda; Insecta; Hymenoptera; Formicidae. The record is from RefSeq and is a predicted model, not a curated record.